Candidula unifasciata is the source of this 309-nucleotide messenger RNA. NCBI's taxonomy places the organism in Eukaryota, Metazoa, Mollusca, Gastropoda, Stylommatophora, Geomitridae. The record is from the annotation of a GenBank genome assembly.
AUGCGGCAGAAUGCAGACAUUUGCCCUGUUCUUCUAUCAAUAAUUCAAGAGGAACUUGCCAGAAGUGACCAGGGGGACAGUAAACAAGUCCUGGAUGAAGAGCAGAAGUGCAUUCAGGCUGAUCUGCAGCCGUUAGUGCUGGAGCAGUCAGUCAGAUACACCUGUAAUUGUAGAACAUCACCUGCAGCAAGAAAUUUACAGAAUUUAGCUCAGAAUGAGUGUAUCCACGAAGAUGAUUUUCUUCAAAGAUUCAUCAGACUACACAAUUCUGUUGAAAGCCUAGUAGCUUUAAAUCAAGAUUUUUUUUAA